Molecule: messenger RNA, 2253 nt
Organism: Topomyia yanbarensis
Lineage: Eukaryota; Metazoa; Arthropoda; Insecta; Diptera; Culicidae
Gene: Cep89
Product: protein Cep89 homolog
Exons: 5
Coding region: 472-2091 (539 amino acids)
Biological process (GO): chemical synaptic transmission; cilium assembly; mitochondrion organization
Cellular component (GO): centriole; ciliary transition fiber
Source: RefSeq, a predicted model, not a curated record
CAUAGGCAAGUAGAUUUUAAUCGCAAAAUUUCUUUACUUUUCUAACUGAAACAAGCGUUUUUGUUAAGCAAAUUCGACGAAAUUGCUAUUGGUAGUAAUAUCUAUAAAAAAAUAAAAUCUAAUCGAUAAAGAUUUGCCUACAGGAAGUUAUUGCAAUGAUGCAAAGUACGAGUUAGUGUUUGUAUGCAAUCUGUACGUAAUCAAUGUUUGUAAUUAUUCAUGUUCCUACUAUGUGUGAUGGUGCUACCACCAGUAUUUCACGCUGGUGAUUUGCUGAGCCGGAAUGGGAAUAGUUUGCAUUAAAUUGUGAUUAACAAUUUCGUGUCUUCGAAAGUGAGGCUUCCAAUCUUUCUGGCAUGCUUGAGAUAUUAACAUAUGGAAAAAGUAAUACCCAGUUGUCUUUAAUUCUCCGAAACUCAAAAAGUAACAAAAAUCACAAUUUCUCUGAGAAAAAGCAAUGACCAAUCGGAAAUGUCCUCACACCUACCGAUUCGCAAAAAUGUUGAGCCUUUGUUCAAAAUUGUGUCCGAGCUGGCACCGCCCUCAGUUCAAUCUUCCUCCACCGUCCAGACCCAACGUCGGCACGAUGUUGAUCAACACAAAAAUGAUAUUUACCGAAACCGACUUAAGGGACACAAAAGCCAUAUUCCCGGACCGACAAGGACAUAUGUGGGCAGGGCUGUAAGCAGAAGCAAAAGCGCUGAGGAUUUACUGGCGGGCAACGAUCGCGCUUGUAUGGAUAACAAACCAAUCAGUACAGAUAAGCUAGAGAGUGUGCUUCGAGCGAGGGAUCGUCAGAUUACGAAACUGAUCGAAAAGAUCACUACUCUGUUUGAGUGCAACAAUCAGUUUGCGAUUGAAAACGACAAACUGCAAAAGGAAUACCAGCAGGCACAACAGAAUUUGAAAGUCCUAGAAGAUAGUAAGGGGAAGCCUUGCGACAACUGUGGAGUUUAUGAAAAUGAAAGGGAUGCACUGAUGAAAGAGAACAGUGAUCUAAAAAAUGACAUAAAAAUGAUGAAAAUUCUGGUUUAUCGUUUGAAUGUCCAGGUCGAGCGGUAUCAGGAUGUGAUGCGAGAUGGUAAAGGGCUGAAGGGCGACAUACCGAAAAUUGACUUCGUUGAUAGUUCAUACGGAGGAAGCAAAGACAAUCUCAAUUGGGGGCCUGUAAAUACGCACACCUUAGGACCACUGCUAAAUGCAUACGAAGAAACGAUAGGAGAGAAGAAUGAUCUUGUUCAACAGUACGAACGAGAAUUAAUUGAAUUCACUGGAAAGCUGAAGGUAGUGUUGGGGGAGAAUGAAAAACUUCACAAGGAAAUGGAAGAAAUUAAAAGCACUCAGAAUAACUGGUUUUCAGAGCGUGCGAGAUUGCAGGCACAAGCCGACAUAUUCAAGAACAAGGCUGAAAUUCAAGGCAAACGUGCUGAUCUGGCUAAGGAAAAGUUAGUGGAAGUUUUGAAAUGCUACGAACAAAAAAUUCAAGCUCAGUGUCUUGAUAUAGAGCGACUGCAAGAGGCUUACUCUCGUUCCAAAAGUGAAUUAAUCUCGGUUAGGAAUCUUAACCAACAGCCCGAAGUUAUGGUUGAAAGUUUGAAAGAAUGUCAGAGGCUAUUCGGAGAACUUAAGGUACAGCACGAUUCGGAAAAAGCACAAUCUACUGCUGAAGCAGAUUCACUGAAGGCAGAUCUUCAAGCGAAAACAGAUGAAAUAUCCCAGCUUAAGUCCCACCUAGCAGGGCAGCAAAAGAUUCUUGAGCGUGCCAAGGAGAUCAAUGAAGUACUUAUGGAGAAAACUUCUACCCUCAAGCAAUCGCUUCAUCACGUCAAACAAUCAAAGGAGAUUUUGAAGACCCGCCUGAAAAAUAUGGUUACUUGGGGCAAAAGUGUCGAACAUCGCCGCGGCCAGUUACAAGAUUCCUGGCGAAGUGUGAAAUCUCUGCAGGAUAAGAUAAGGGUGCGGGAAGGGCAGUUGCAGGAGCUUCAAGCACGACACAUUCAAGAAGUGAGUUAUCUUCAGCGAAAGCUGAAGCAGCGUGAGGACAGCUUGCGGAGGAUUCUGGAGGAGAAGACUCAUUUUAGGAACGUAUAGUACAGAAAGAAACAAUCCAACCGUAUGUUUAAACAGUACAAAUCAACACACAUGAAGUGUAAUAGCAAAUCAAAGUAUCGAAUACACCAAUAAUAGCUUAACAUAUGUACGCCUAAAACGGAACUAGUUAAAUUAUAUGCUUUUGUUUUGCAAUAUCGAAUU